Molecule: messenger RNA, 2511 nt
Organism: Malus domestica (apple)
Lineage: Eukaryota; Viridiplantae; Streptophyta; Magnoliopsida; Rosales; Rosaceae
Source: RefSeq, a predicted model, not a curated record
GCACGCUGUACCAUCACAGUGCACAAGCACAACACAAAGAAAACCCAACCUAUAGAAAAACCUAAACCCCCACAGAGAAUCCCAGCCAACUCUAAUCACUUAACCAAAUAACGUCCCCCUCAGAUCCCCAAUGCUAAAACCUCCUCCCUCUCUCACUCUCUAACCUUCUGGUAAUUUAAUUUGAUUAGAGAGGAUAUACGAUUCAUUGAUGGUGUUUGCGUUUCUGGGUUUUUGCUUUUGCACGCGGGCAUUGAAGCUCCUUUCAGGUGGGUGCCUAAACCCUUCAAUUUCAGCAAAUGGGUGUGUUCCAGUUUCUGAAAAUUUGAACAAUAUAUGAUAAAGUCUGUGAUUUCUGGUUCUUUUGGGCGUUUGUAUUUCUGGGUUCCUCAAUUUUUAAAGUGGGUUUUCGAUAUUUAUUCGUAAUGGUUUGUGUAGAAUGCCGAUGUUGAUGGAUGGAUGUGCAUUAAUAUUGGGAAACUCCUGAAACAUGCUCUCUCUGCGAACCAGUCGCAGAUUCUGUAAUGCCGCCAUUGCCAUAACCUCGAAUGAUUGCCCUGCAGCUGCGUCCAAUCGCGUUUUGAAUACGAAACCAUUAGAAGAGCCUGCCCUGGUUAAGCUUAAAGCUGAGAGAGACCCGGAAAAGCUGUUUCAUUUGUUUAAGGCCAACGCGCACAAUAGGCUUGUCAUUGAGAACCGGUUUGCAUUUGACGACAUGGUGUCUCGACUUGCUGGAGCUCACCGGUUUGAUUACAUUGAACAUUUGCUUGAGCAUCAGAAGAGCCUUCCCCAAGGUCGGCGAGAAGGGUUUAUAAUGAGGAUUAUAACAUUGUAUGGUAAGGCUGGGAUGACUAAACAUGCUAUUGAUACUUUUUGUGAUAUGCAUUUAUAUGGUUGUUCUAGGACUGUUAAAUCUUUCAACGCUGCACUCAAGGUUCUGACUCAAACCCGUGAUUUAGGAGCCCUAGAGGCAUUUUUGAGUGAGAUUCCGGAGAAGUUUGACAUUGAACUGGAUAUAUAUUCGGUCAAUAUUGUCAUAAAGGCUUUUUGCGAAAUGGGUAUUUUGGUUAAAGCAUAUCAGAUCAUGGUACAGAUGGAGAAGUUGGGGAUAAAGCCAGACGUCAUUACAUACACAACACUGAUGUCAGCAUUUUAUAAGGACAACCGGUGGGAAAUUGGUAAUGGUUUGUGGAAUCUUAUGAUAUUGAAGGGCUGUUUGCCUAAUCUUGCGACUUUCAAUGUUAGAAUCCAGUAUCUGGUAUAUAGGAGACGAGCCUGGGAAGCGAAUAGAUUGAUGGGUUUGAUGCAGAAUAUUGAGAUAACACCCGAUGAGGUUACAUAUAAUUUGGUCAUCAAAGGUUUUUGUCAGGCGGGGUAUCUUGAAAUGGCCAAAAGGGUGUAUUCUGCUCUACAUGGAAAGGGAUACAAGCCCAAUGUCAAAAUAUAUCAGACCAUGAUUCAUUAUCUUUGUAAAGGAGGAGAUUUUGAUUUGGCAUAUACUAUGUGUAAAGAUUGCAUGCAAAAGAAUUGGUUUCCGAAUGUGGAUACCAUUCGUACAUUGCUUGAAGGCCUAAAGAAGGCAAACCAGCUUGGUAAGGCUAAGGCAAUCAUGAUGUUAGUUCGAAAAAGGGCGCCUCCAUUUUCUACGAAACAAUUGGGUGUUUUGCAAACCAUACUGACCAAGAGUUGAAAUAAGAUGGUGGACGGGAAAACUGAAAAGUGGUUGAUUAUGUAACUGGACAGCUCAACAAGAGCUAGUAUUCUUUUCACCUACUCAUUUGUGAAUCUGCGGAGCAAUUGACACGAUUUUUUUAAUCAUAUGAAAGUGACAUCCUGGUUCUUCAAUGUUCAAUAAUUUGUAUUACCACCUCAGUUGAAUGGAGCUUUGAAUGGACUGCUGUCACCCAAAAUUGUUAUUUGAUGGUGAAGAACAGAAUGGUCAGGGAAAAUGGCAAAGUCAUCCCCAUUAGAUGUCAUAAAAUGCUUGUAUGGAAAAUCCAAUCAUCUGCCACUCUGCCUCUCGAGGUGCAUAACAGUUUCUUCGGGCAACAAGGGGGAACAGAGCCCAGCAGGCAGGGCGUCGAUUCAUUACACUUGAUUCGGUGCAUUCCGGGGAAAAGAAAUAGAAGUUGAAAGUCUGAAGAGGAGGAGGUGUUGCUGCAUCAUGAGCUGGAUCUUGUCCUUCCGAAGUUAUUACGCUUGUAUGCUUGGCAUGAAAUCGUAGAUCUCUCUUCAACUCCUGGAAUUUGAGUGUCAGAGAAGAUGAGAAGAUUGUUUGAUUGCUCUAAAGUUAUCACACUGAAUUCUCACCAAGUGUUCUGCCUAUCCAAAAUUUACCAUUUAUAUCUCUGUCUGUUCGGUUUGGGGAAUAAAUUCUUUGAGAAUGUUGGCUUGUUUGGAAUUUCAUAACUCAUAAGCAUUAUGGUCUAGUAGUAUUGAUCUUCACUUGUAAGUGAGAGGUUUUAGGUUCGAUUCUCGCAAAUGCAAAUGCGAACCAAAUUAUUAUGGCUAACC